Molecule: messenger RNA, 1668 nt
Organism: Wallemia ichthyophaga EXF-994
Lineage: Eukaryota; Fungi; Basidiomycota; Wallemiomycetes; Wallemiales; Wallemiaceae
Product: Set1 complex component ash2
Exons: 2
Coding region: 1-1668 (555 amino acids)
Cellular component (GO): Set1C/COMPASS complex
Molecular function (GO): transcription cis-regulatory region binding; protein binding
Source: RefSeq, a predicted model, not a curated record
AUGACGCACAAUCUCAGCGCACACAUGCACGAUACAGGUGGGGGGUUUUACACGAGUGUAGAUCUGCCUAUGUUCCGCCUCGGAUUCAGAUACUAUGCAUGCGAAGCGUAUCCAGAGAAGCCAUCAGCGUUCCGCACUAUCCCAUACGCGGCGACAAAUGUGGCCUUCUCGAUGCAAGAUCGCUCACCACACGUAGAGUUUAGCCGCGAUCGCAGGAGUGUCCGUGCGAACACGGGUUACCGGUCCAUACGCACGCCCGAGCCUAUGCGACAGGGUACGUAUUAUUACGAGGUGCGCGUUGACCGCGGAGGCGAAGAGGUGGUGGUGGACAGUGGCAGUGGGCGUGAUCGUGACGACGGCGGUAAUGGCAGUAGGAGUGCUGCUACACCCACAAACGCCUCUGCAGAACCGCCAAACGCCCACGUGCGCAUUGGCGUCAGUCGCAGACAAGCAGAGUCGGGCGCACCGGUCGGAUACGAUGGCUACAGUUAUGGAUGGCGCGACGCGAAUGGACACAAGGUGCAUCUCAGUCGCUCCCAGCGCUGCGCAGAAGGGUUCAAGACGGGUGAUGUGGUCGGAGUGUUGGUGCAUUUGCCACAGAAAGGCGACUCACAUGCCAACACCAGCAUCAGCAUCAACAGAUCGCGUAUACCGAUCAAAUACAAAGACAAUCUCUGGUUCGAGCUGCCUGAGUAUGCGCAGAGCAAGGAGAUGGAGCUGCUAAUGGAGUUCGGCAGCGAGGAGGAAAUACAGCUCCCGGUGGACCAGGGCGGAGGUAGUAAUAGUAAGAUGGGCAAACGGCCACCGAAAGGCAUCAAAAUACCCCGCAUCCCUGGCUCGUUUAUAGAAUUCUACAAGAACGGUAAAAAGGCACAUACACACCCAGCCUUCACGGAUCUACUUGAUUACACUCCCACACCGACACCUGCACCGCGUGAGCAGGCGAAGAAGAGGGGGAAGGACGCACCCGCACCUCAGCUCAAGCACGAUAUGGACUACGACGACGGUACAUGCGGGUAUUAUCCGAUGGUGAGUCUAUUCGGCGGUGGACAGGCAACACUCAAUCCCGGUCCUAAUUUUGUUUGUCCGCCAGACACAGCGCAUAGAUAUACCCCCCUCGCUGCGCGUUUCGAGGAAUUCUGGUAUGAUGAAAUGCGAACGCUAGACGACGCGGCGUGCGCGAAUGCCCCCGUUUACUCACAUCUCGACCAAUACCAGCCACAACCUCAGCCCCAGAUUCAGCCUCAGGCUAGUCCCCACACACUCCCGCAACCCAAGUCCGUCGACGACCCUCCGGCCAACCCCCUUCCAGGCGCGACCGACGCGACACAGAGCCUCAACCAGCAAGUGCACAGUGAGGUGGAUGCGUCGCAGAUUGAGACGCAGUUACAGUUGCAAUUGCAGACACAGACGAAGGAGCAUGUCGCACAAAACCACCUACAACCCAACUCACAGCCAAACUCAAAUAUACACGAACAGCGCACAUUAAACGCCCUUCCACCACCACCGCAACCACCCACCCAGCUCUUUCACCCCACCUUCGACAUACCGUAUCCCAUCGAAAUACCAGAUGCGCCGGAUGUUCAGAUGCACGACGAGCACAUGGAAUCUGACUCGGAUUAUGAGACUAACGGUAGCGCUGGGCGCAGGCAGCGCAGGGGUCACUGA